Molecule: messenger RNA, 963 nt
Organism: Paralichthys olivaceus (Japanese flounder)
Lineage: Eukaryota; Metazoa; Chordata; Actinopteri; Pleuronectiformes; Paralichthyidae
Gene: polr2h
Product: RNA polymerase II, I and III subunit H
Biological process (GO): DNA-templated transcription
Cellular component (GO): RNA polymerase I complex; RNA polymerase II, core complex; RNA polymerase III complex
Source: RefSeq, a predicted model, not a curated record
AGCGUCACAUUCACCCGGAAGCAGUUUCACGUCACAGGUCGCGCACAUUGUUUCUGCGCGGCACCGCGCGGUUCACGUUGUAAUGAAUGAAAAUCAAGUCCAAUAAGUUUUCUAGCAUCGCAACAACAACGAGCCAUCGACCGACUGCGACGUGUGUUUGUGUGUGAGGCGUAAAUAUCACAGUCUUUUUCCAGUUCAUAGACUGUAACAGAGAUGGCUGGGAUUCUGUUUGAGGACAUCUUUGACGUAAAAGACAUCGACCCAGAUGGCAAGAAGUUUGACAGAGUGUCUCGUCUUCAUUGUGAAAGUGAAUCCUUCAAGAUGGACCUCAUCUUGGAUGUGAACAUUCAGAUCUAUCCUGUUGAUCUUGGUGAUAAGUUCCGACUGGUUAUUGCCAGUACAUUAUAUGAAGAUGGAACCCCAGAUGAUGGCGAGUAUAAUCCUCAGGAUGACCGGCCGUCCAGAGCGGACCAGUUUGAUUAUGUGAUGUACGGGAAGGUUUACAAGAUUGAAGGCGACGAGACCUCAACAGAAGCAGCAACACGUCUAUCGGCCUACGUGUCGUACGGUGGCCUUCUCAUGAGGCUGCAGGGAGAUGCCAACAACCUUCACGGCUUUGAGGUGGACUCCAGGGUUUACCUGCUCAUGAAGAAACUGGCCUUCUAAAACCCAACUCUUCUCACCCACUUAACCCCCGGUCCUCCCACCACCACAGUCAACCUUAAAGUCUGAGCUGCAGACUGAAAACAUUAAUAGUCCUGAGUCUGAAGCACACGGCCGUCUCCGAGAGGAGGUCGCCGACAGAACACAUGGAGGCUCUAGAAAAUGUUUUUUUAUUCUCAUAGAUAAGAAAUGUUUCCUCCAAGGAGAUGGAUGACAGACUAAAGACUGUGACACUUAAAGAGUAAUGCAACCUCCAUCUGCUGGCAACUUGUAAAUAAAGAUUUCUUUUAUACAAAGUGA